Molecule: messenger RNA, 2259 nt
Organism: Tripterygium wilfordii
Lineage: Eukaryota; Viridiplantae; Streptophyta; Magnoliopsida; Celastrales; Celastraceae
Product: protein SEEDLING PLASTID DEVELOPMENT 1
Exons: 9
Coding region: 69-2084 (671 amino acids)
Molecular function (GO): ATP hydrolysis activity
Source: RefSeq, a predicted model, not a curated record
CCCAAUUCCGUCGAAAUGCAGAUCAUCCACCUUCGCAUACCUCUCCAAUUUACGCGCCAAAAUCACAGAUGCUCUGUUACUCUCUGCCUCGAAAUUCUUUACCUUCCUUACCAACAAAGCAUCUCACCCACCGACCUCCGCUGUGUACGAAAUCCAGACUGAGGACGACCCUUCACUUCUCUCCCAACCCAUAUAUCUUCACCCGGAAGCUCUGCAGGUUUCAGGGGUUCAUCUCUUGCUUUUAUUCCUCCUCUUUGACUUCGGUGGUGUCGGUGGCUGAAGAUGAUUUCGAUGUCGAAUUGGGACGGCUUUUGGCGCUUUUGCCCGAAGAGAUGCGGAGGAAAUGCAGCGACCACGAAGAGCUCGAGAAUUUGAUCGAGGUGGUUAUGGACCUGGGUCGCAAGCCUUUGGCGCGGUUCCCGUCUGGGGAUUUUGUGUUAUCUGAUUGUCCCAUCACUGUUCAGGAUCUUGAGCAUGCUACUUCACAGGUUGGAGAUUUCGCAGUUGACAAUCGAGCGGGCAUCAGCCGGACGUUACACCGUAUCAGUGCCAUCAGAAAUAGGAAGGGAUCUAUUAUUGGUUUAACUUGUCGUGUUGGUCGAGCAAUAUCAGGUAGCGCUAAUUUGCUACGAGAUUUGGUUGAAGAUGGGGCUUCUUUGUUGCUCAUCGGACCACCAGGGGUAGGGAAAACUACGAUUAUAAGGGAAAUAGCUCGAAUGCUGGCAAAUGAUUACGAGAAACGCGUCAUGAUUGUUGACACCUCAAAUGAGAUAGGUGGUGAUGGUGAUAUACCUCAUGCAGGUAUUGGAAACGCUCGCAGGAUGCAAGUUCCUAACUCUGAUAUGCAACAUAAGGUAUUAAUAGAAGCAGUUGAAAAUCAUAUGCCACAAGUGAUUGUGAUUGAUGAAAUCGGCACAAAACUUGAAGCAAUGGCUGCUAGCACAAUUGCACAACGUGGAAUUCAGCUUGUGGCCACUGCCCAUGGAGUUACAAUAGAAAAUUUGGUAAUGAAUCCUUCAUUGGAGAUGCUUGUUGGAGGAGUACAGAGCGUGACGCUUGGGGAUGAAGAAGCGAACCGGAGGAGAGUUCAGAAGACGGUGCUGGAGAGGAAAGGACCUUCAACUUUUAGUUGUGGGGUGGAGAUAAUUUCACAGACUGAGUUGCGGAUUCAUUGUAGCCUGGAAGCAACGGUGGAUAAUAUUCUAUCUGGUCGUAUCCCAAAAUUUGAAGUUCGCAAGACAAACUCUCAUGGGUCAGUGGAAAUGAUGCAACCGGAACCCCUUGAUUACACUUCCACCGAUGGUAAAGAAGAGAUUAUUAAUGGAGAUGCUUUCGAGAUGACGGAUGCAAUAAGUGGCCGUAGUGAGAUAACUUAUGAAAUUUCUUCAUGCAUGGGAGAUGAAGCUGUGGAAAAUGAGACACGACUUCGCAUGUAUGCCUAUGGGAUAGUGGAGGCAAGCGUCAUACAAGGGAUUAAAAAGUUGAAGUUGGAUGAUGCCAUUCAAUUAACUGAUAACAUUAGCGAGGCAGAUGCGCUACUUGCUUUACAGUCUAGGCUCAAGAAGAAUCCACGGAUUCAAUCCGUAGCUAGAUCUCGUGAUGUACCUAUAUAUGUAGUGAAGACUAGCUCAUUGCUGCAGAUAACAAAGGCCAUACGGGCAUUCAUGACUGAUCAUGCUGAUGGCUUGAUGGAGGUGGGAUCAGAAGAUUAUCUCAAAUCAUCUGAGAAAACUGAUGCCAUAGAGGAGACGAGAAUAGCCAUAGUGCAGGUAGUAAUCCCAAAAGGGGAACCUGCCAAUCUACUCCCUCGGCCAUCCCACAUUAUGAGCCUUCAGAUCGACCUCAUUCAGAAGUACCAGUUAAAAUUUGAGAUGGUUGGUAUGGAGCCAGGUACACAUAUUCGUAUACUUCCAUUUCAGACUAUGGUGGAUGAUGACGGUGACGAUGAAGCAGAUGAUGGCUUGGAUGACUAUCUCAGGGCCAGCGGUGACACAAAUGAAUCCCUGGGUGACACAAAUGGAUCCCUGGGUAACACAAAUGGAUCACUGGACAGUGUAGACAGGUUACCUCUCCUGCCUGAAUAAUGACUGAUGUGUAUAUUGUGCAAGGCUACACUUUAUAGUUUUAACUUUUAAUAGAUGCAAUAUCAUUAUGAAUUGGUCCACAGGAGUUAUAUGCCUGGUUCAUCAUUAUAUAUUGAUCAUCAUAUAUUCAUUGCCAUGAUCAUCCUUUAGAAAGUUCAAUUUAGAAGUUGAGAUA